CUCGCAACGCUGCUUUCAUUGAAAUAAAAAUUCAAGGAAUGGCGCCGAUUCGAUCCUUGGGCGUGUUCUUCGGCAUUGUUAUAUUUUAUUUAUUUGCUGUAAAGGAAGGCUCUGGCAUCAAAUGCUGGGUAUGCAGAUCACUAGAAGACCCAAAAUGUGCUGAUCCUUUUGACAACACAUCCACACCCUUUUUCGACUGUGCUACCUUUCCUGAAGUUACUCACCUACCCGGGGUGAAGGCAACUAUGUGCAGGAAAAUUCGACAGAAGGUGAAUGGAGAGUGGAGAUACAUCCGAUCUUGUGCCAGGCUUGGAGAGCCUGGUAUUGGUGGUGAUGAACGUUAUUGUCUCCAGAGAUCUGGGACUUUUAACAUUCACAUUGAAAGCUGUACCUGCAACAGCAAAGAUGGUUGUAAUGCUGCGAGCUCACUAUUACCUUGCAAUCUCAUGACAGCAGCAUUAAUUCCCUCACUUUUAGCCGUCCAGUACCUCAAAAGGUUGUAAUGUGUGUAAUCAAUCUGGUUUGUCAACAUCAUAGUAAAAUGAAUCUCAGCCCUUUUUAUUCAUUCCAUUCAAGCCGUCCAACCUCUUGAAUUUUUACGCCGUCCGUAAAGUGCCUUUUUAUCAGUGAAAUGACUACACACCUGUAGAAAAUAAACGAUUGUUUUUAUGUGCUGA
Daphnia carinata is the source of this 677-nucleotide messenger RNA. RefSeq lists its product as uncharacterized. The transcript is spliced from 2 exons. NCBI's taxonomy places the organism in Eukaryota, Metazoa, Arthropoda, Branchiopoda, Diplostraca, Daphniidae. Gene Ontology annotation, biological process: sleep; positive regulation of voltage-gated potassium channel activity; regulation of synaptic transmission, cholinergic. The record is from RefSeq and is a predicted model, not a curated record. The coding region runs from base 39 to 503 and encodes 154 amino acids.